CCCAGUUAGCAUCAGUUGAUCCAGCCUGUUUUCUCCAUCCAGACACGAACUAAACCAGCCAAUUAUUAACCGAGACAGAUCUCUAAUUGAUGUAGUUUAGCUGAAGGCCAAAGCGGAGGGCAGCGGGCAGGAGUUAUGGCGGCGUUACUUCUCUCCGAGACCGAUAUCCGGCACCGGUCCAUGGCGGAGGAGGAUCCGAACGGGAAUGAGCACGGGGCGGCUGCACGCAGCGCGACGCCUCGCUGGGGACCGCAGCACGCGGGGGCCCGACAGUUAGCAAGGCUCUACUCUCCCGGUAAGCGGCUGCAGGAGUGGCUGUGUGUGAUUCUGUGCCUCUUCCUUUUCAUCAUCAACUUUUCCUUCCUCCUCCUGCACUUCUCCACCGUUCACAUCUACAAGAUAAUCCUCGGCAUCGUCCUUGGAAUAGUGACAGCAGACUUUGCAUCGGGUAUGGUACACUGGGGUGCGGAUACCUGGGGAUCUGUGGAUAUCCCUGUUAUUGGCAAGGCAUUUAUUCGUCCAUUCAGGGAGCACCACAUCGAUCCAACCGCCAUCACUCGACAUGACUUCAUCGAAACCAAUGGCGACAACUGUAUGAUCCCCAUCCUACCACUGGCUCACAUGGCUUACAAGUUCAUCACAUACACACCAGAAGCCUUGGUGGAGUCCUAUCCCUGGGAUUGCUAUGUCUUUGCCCUGGCAGUUUUUGUGACGCUGACCAAUCAGAUUCAUAAGUGGAGCCACUCCUAUUUUGGCCUCCCACGCUGGGUCACGCUGCUCCAGGACUGGCAUCUGGUGUUGCCACGGAAACACCAUCGCAUUCACCAUGUCUCGCCGCAUGAGACAUACUACUGCAUUACUACAGGUUGGUGUAACUAUCCGCUGGACCAGCUAGGCUUUUGGAGAUGGAUGGAGCAACUUAUCCAGCGAUUUACAGGGCAGAAACCGCGAUCAGAUGACCUGGCGUGGGCCAAGAAGACUGACAGAUAAACCCACAAACCCAGACGGAUGGAUGGACUGACGGGCUUGCAGAUGCAAACACGUGAUGAAUGGGGAAACACACACACACACACACACACACGCAAUUUACUCAUGUCUCUGUGCUUCUUGCUUUUUUGCUAAACAGCAAAUAUUCAAAGAAACUGUAAAAAAAAUCAAAGAUGGUGCGAGUGAUUUCUGUAUGAUAACACUCUGCUGUAACAGCCUAUCAGCUUGCAGUCCUGUUUAAUCAGUGAGGUGUGGUGGUGUCAUGGUGUGUAGGUGUAGGAGGUUUCUGGAGGUUGGGCUCUCCAGGAGUGACACCAUGCUGCCUGUCGCAGCAUCUUACACCACGCACACGCACAUACCUAAACACAACACAAACGACUUGUUCAGUCACUGUCUUUUCUGAUUCCUUCGUGUCUGUUAGUAUUGUUUUUUGAGUUUUCAAAUCCCCUUCGAGAAAACUCACCACCCUCUUUAACUUCUCACACCUGGUUUUACACACAAGAGGGUAAAAAUCUGAUGAUUGUGUGCUUUAGAACAAAGGUGUAGACAGUUAUAACUCCCCUCUUUUGUGCCUGUGCUAAGAUGACCAUGACAAGACUUAGGAGGACAAGCGUGCAGAAAAAAAAAAAUACAGUCAGUAGCUUCCAUAAUAACUUUUAUAGCGCUAAUAUAAACAUGUCAGUUGUCAA
Chelmon rostratus (copperband butterflyfish) is the source of this 1676-nucleotide messenger RNA. RefSeq lists its product as uncharacterized. The record is from RefSeq and is a predicted model, not a curated record. NCBI's taxonomy places the organism in Eukaryota, Metazoa, Chordata, Actinopteri, Chaetodontiformes, Chaetodontidae. Gene Ontology annotation, molecular function: oxidoreductase activity. The transcript is spliced from 6 exons. The coding region runs from base 136 to 990 and encodes 284 amino acids.